Molecule: messenger RNA, 2614 nt
Organism: Lingula anatina
Lineage: Eukaryota; Metazoa; Brachiopoda; Lingulata; Lingulida; Lingulidae
Source: RefSeq, a predicted model, not a curated record
AAUGCUUUGUAUCAGUUGUCGCGUGACGUGACAGCGCGGCUAUUGUGUAUAAAGAGUUGCUAGUAAAUCCAUUAGCGUCAGUUUUAGGUUCGGUCUCUCAACCAUUUGAAGUGAGAAACCAGUGAUGACGAUGCUAUUAGUUCUGUGCUCGGUGGCGCUUUUUAUUGGGGCUCAUGGAGCUGCGUUGGGGGACAUGCCAAAGAUGGACCAAAGUCUUGAAUACAACCCUUUUCUUGACAUGGCCAGCGAAUUUCAAUCUCAUGCCAAUCAAGACCAAGGCGCCUCAUCGUUCGUGAUAUGUAUGGCAAAAUGCUUGGGAAAAAGUGUUACAGAGGUCGAAGGUUGGGUCAAGGAAUGUGGAAAAGACGCAAAAUGUUGGCUGGAAAAAGUUGGCGGAGCUGCUUUGAAAUGUGUAGGAGAAUGCCUUGCCACUUCUUCUUUAGAUAUGUCUGAAGAACCUGCGUUCGUCGCAGAUGAAGCCAUCCCUCCCUUUGUGGAAUGUUUGGGGAAGUGUCUGUUAAAAAGUAUAGUCCCAGAAAUAGCCGACUGGGUUAAGGCGUGUGGCCAGGACGCCAAAUGUUGGUUGGGAAAAGUUGGUGGAGCUGUCGUAAAAUGCAUCGGAAGCUGUAUCCCUUAUGCCGAGCAAACCGAAGCUGAAGUCUUUUCGAAAUUGGCAACCGUUGAAGAGCAAGCCAUCCCUCCCUUUGUGAAAUGUUUGGGAAAGUGUUUGCUACAAAGUAUCGUUCCUGAGAUAGGCGACUGGGUCAAGGCUUGUGGGCAGGAUGCCAAAUGUUGGUUGGCAAAAGUUGGCGGAGCUGUCGUAAAAUGUAUUGGAAGCUGUAUCCCUUAUGCCGAGCAAACCGAAGAAUUUGUGUCCGUCGAAGACCAAGCCAUCCCUCCCUUUGUGGAAUGUAUGGGGAAAUGCUUGUUGAAAAGUAUAGUUCCAGAGAUAGGCGACUGGGUUAAGGCAUGUGGACAUGACGCUAAGUGUUGGCUGGGAAAAGUUGGCGGAGCUGUUGUAAAAUGUAUUGGAAGCUGUAUCCCUUACGCCGAGCAAACAGAAGCCUUUUCGAAAUUGGCAACCGUCGACGAACAAGACAUUCCUCCAAUUGUGAAAUGUUUGGGCAAGUGUUUGCUACAAAGUAUCGUUCCCGAGAUAGGCGACUGGGUCAAGGCUUGUGGGCAGGAUGCCAAAUGUUGGUUGGGAAAAGUUGGCGGAGCUGUCGUAAAAUGUAUCGGAAGCUGCAUUCCUUAUGCCAAGCAGACUGAAGAAGACGUGACUCUGGAAGAACAAGACAUUCCUCCAAUUGUGAAAUGUUUGGGAAAGUGUUUGCUACAAAGUAUCGUUCCCGAGAUAGGCGACUGGGUGAAGGCGUGCGGACAGGACGCCAAAUGUUGGUUGGGAAAAGUUGGCGGAGCUGUUGUAAAAUGUAUCGGAAGCUGUAUUCCAUAUGCCGAACAAACCGAAGCUGAAGCCUUUUCGAAAUUGGCAACCGUCGACGAACAAGACAUUCCUCCAAUUGUGAAAUGUUUGGGCAAGUGUUUGCUACAAAGCAUCGUUCCCGAGAUAGGCGACUGGGUUAAGGCAUGUGGACAUGACGCCAAAUGUUGGUUGGGAAAAGUUGGCGGAGCUGUCGUAAAAUGUAUCGGAAGCUGCAUCCCUUAUGCCAAGCAGACUGAAGAAGACGUGACUCUGGAAGAACAAGACAUUCCUCCAAUUGUGAAAUGUUUGGGAAAGUGUUUGCUACAAAGUAUCGUUCCCGAGAUAGGCGACUGGGUGAAGGCGUGCGGACAGGACGCCAAAUGUUGGUUGGGAAAAGUUGGCGGAGCUGUUGUAAAAUGUAUCGGAAGCUGUAUUCCAUAUGCCGAACAAACCGAAGCUGAAGUCUUUUCGCAAUUGGCAACCGUUGACGAACAGGCCAUCCCUCCUUUUGUGGAAUGUUUGGGAAAGUGUUUGUUAAAAAGUAUAGUCCCAGAGAUAGCCGACUGGGUUCAGGCGUGUGGGCAUGACGCCAAAUGUUGGUUGGGAAAAGUUGGCGGAGCUAUUGUAAAAUGUAUCGGAAGCUGUAUCCCUUAUGCCGAGCAAACAGGAGAGAACAACAGGUUGCCUUCUUAUUCUGUUAUGAUGCGCUACCCUCUCUCACAAAGACUGUUGAAGUCUGCUUAUGCUGAGAGUAAACUGCGCCAGAACCUUUGAAAUUCUAACAGACAUCACAAUGCAGUAAAGCCUCGUACAUUUCGGCCUGAAUGACAUUGAUGGGAAAAUUCAGUGACUCUUAACAUAAUUCACAGACUCUUACAUGAACGAUGUAGAUUUAAUUCCCGCUUGAUGUAUAUAUCUUUAGAAAUGUGAAGUAAAGAGGAAAAUAAAGUAAGCGACAAAAUAUGCUAUCGAUAUUUCGGUUUAAGGGGAUAUUUUUUAACUUUUAGUUGACAGCAUUAAAACUGUAGCUCAAAUCGUCUCACUACCUUAAUUUUGAUAUACAGACAAUGUAUAAAGUGUGUACAUGGACAUGCCAAUGCAACUGUCAUGUGACGUCCAGUCUGCCGGUCAGCCUGGUGGCGAUUCCAAUAUAUUAUCUGAUAAAAAGAUCUUAUCUCUCUUGAUUGUACA